Lytechinus pictus (painted urchin) is the source of this 1891-nucleotide messenger RNA. RefSeq lists its product as uncharacterized. Gene Ontology annotation, molecular function: lipid transfer activity. The transcript is spliced from 5 exons. The coding region runs from base 400 to 1074 and encodes 224 amino acids. Gene Ontology annotation, biological process: intermembrane lipid transfer. The record is from RefSeq and is a predicted model, not a curated record. Gene Ontology annotation, cellular component: cytoplasm. NCBI's taxonomy places the organism in Eukaryota, Metazoa, Echinodermata, Echinoidea, Temnopleuroida, Toxopneustidae.
GAGUACGUCACUAUAAUCAAUUAAUGAACCCCUGAUCUCCUCACAGUCAGAUAGGAGUUAUCUUAUCAUUGCCGUGAUUGGUGUCUGGUAAAUAAUAUCAACCCUUAGAAGUGUACCCUGACCAGUCCCACCUCUCCCUCUGACUCCAACCCGACCGAUAGUCUGUCAUUGGUAAUAACGUGGUAGAGUUGAUCGGUGUGGAUCCAGUUUGAGGGGUGUGACUGAAUCUUGGUUGAGGGACCACCUACGCCCUGGAAGCUUCAAGGUACCUUGCAUUUGGCGGUGUGCAGUGGAUAGGUCUGGGUGUGUUAUAGGCGUGCUCCCUGGAAGACGAUUGUGGUCAAAUCUUUGGUUAAUUUCAUCGAGAAUUUAAGAACUUUCAUUCAAGACCGUGUCAAGAUGACAGCCAAGAUGGAUGUUGCCGUUGUGAAGGAUACCUUCACCGCUGCCAAAUCAGGCAAUGACGUCGACUUUGUACCCUUCCUGAAGGGCUAUGACGAGAUAGCAAGGUUGUACGACAACAUGGGCCAGGUCUUCUACUUCGCUUCCAAGGACAUGCGAUCACGGAUCAAGGCAGUCAACAACCUCACCAAGGAGGAUGGGUCCGUCUACACCGCGGUCGUCAAGGCGCUCGAUCACGAGAAGGCUCAGGGGAUCAAGAAGAAGACCAAGGGCGGGGCCACUGCGGCGUCGAAGGUCCUCCUGGAGAUGCACUGGGAUGUCGCCUUCUUCAUCUUGAUCAUGAAGAGAAUGGGAGAAGCCCAAGACGACACUAAGAUGUCACAGCUUGCAAGGAAGGCCUACGAUGAUUCCCUCGCCCCUCACAACGCUCUGCCUAUCAGAACCGCGGCCCGACUCGCCUGCAAGACCCUGCCAGUUAGGAAAGAUUUCGUUGAGAAGUACCUGAAACAGAACACCGCCGAGGCCAUUGCCCUCCUCCCAUCAACGGUGGGGGCGCUACAGACGAUCCACUCAACCAUGGAGGCGGCAUUCAUCAAGAACGAUCUCAUGAAGGAAGCCGAGGCUGAAGCAGCAAAGAACAAGGCGGAGGACGCAUCACAGCCAGUGGUCUAAAGGCGUUGAAUAAGACCGGGGACAGUGACGUUCCCUAAGGAACACCUAAAUGAUUUCCGUGCAAUGUUGUAUUCGAAGAUGCGAAUCAAGUUAUUUUGUAAUAUUUUAGAAUAUUUUAUAAGGGAGGGAUAAUUCGUGUCCGUUUAUUCGUACUGGAUCUGAUUAUUGCUUACUGAAAUUUGUAUAGUUUGCAUAGUAUCACCAAAUGGGAAAACAUCAAGCCUUUCAACCAUCGGUCUCUUAUCAUCUGAAGUGCUGAUUUGCUUGGACCAACACAGUAAUUCCCAACAGGUGUUCAAUUCGUGGUGUUAGUUCGACACCCGUUGAUGCUAUUAUCAUGCCACUUUUUUAUAUUUUAGUACUCUUAAGUGUUAAAUAAUAUGAUCAAAUCCGAGGGCUUAAUAUAUGGGCAUGAUUCUUUGAAGAAACCGACUGAUGUCAGUUUUAAGACCACGGUUUUUUUUUUUAAGUGUAAGUUUUUAUGAUUGUUUGGGAUUUGUUUGCAGUUUGGUCCAGACUGAUGUUAGGCAUGUGAUUGGUGCGGGUGUAAUGGACAAUGGAAGGCCUAGAGGAUCAUCUAAAAAAAUACUCGAACGAAUCUUUUCACUGUGGCAAUCCUCAAGCUGGUUUGACAAGCAUGACGGCGAAAGUAACGAAGGAUGCACCAUUAAUGUUCAGUCUCCUUUCGCAAUAUUUGCACUUUGUUCAUCAUUAAGACAGACCGAAUUUUAAUACAGGUCAUUAUGACACAUAGGCCUAUUAAAUUUUGUACGUUUACAUAUCAAAAAAUAAAGAUCGUUCUUGCCGCCCAUAUCAA